Messenger RNA from Brenthis ino (lesser marbled fritillary), 8631 nucleotides. The record is from the annotation of a GenBank genome assembly. Lineage: Eukaryota; Metazoa; Arthropoda; Insecta; Lepidoptera; Nymphalidae.
AUGUAUAGAACCAAAAAGGAUGUCGAUAAACACGUGGAAGGUCUGAUGUACAAAUUGACACCUAAAGAUUUUAAGACAAGAGCAUAUUCAAUAGCGCAUCUGUAUUAUGAAGUCGGGGAUUACAAAAGCUGCCAGAAAUAUGUCGAACAAUUUAUCACCCAAAAAUCCGAUCAUGCAGCUGCAUACAAAUUACUUGGACAGGCAUUUCAAAAAUUAGGCGAGAAAGAAAAAGCUCUUGAGCAGUACAAAACCUCUUUCGAUAUUAAUCCCAACCAAACCACUAUAAUUCUGGAUGUCUGUGAUUUAUUAGCUGAUGAAGAGGUGGCCAUUGACUCUGGACGAGCUAAAUAUUGGUGUGACAAAGCUCAAGCCAAUUUUCCUAAUCAUCCUAUUACAUACCGUCUUCGUGAAAGGCUGCUUACUGCUACAGAUCCAGACCCAGAAGCUUUAGUAGCAUUAUUAAAAGGUGAAAUUGAAUCAAGGCCAAAUGAUGCAGUGCUUCAUGCACGUCUUCUUAAACACUAUCUUAAAUGUAAUAAACAUAAAGAAGCAUUUGAACAUAGUUGUAAUAUUGAAUUUGAAAAAAAUAUAUUUUCUAAUAACUAUGCCUGGUAUGAAACCCUAUCUGAGAUACUUAGAUACAAUCCAUUAAAAGGAAAUGAGUGGUUAAAUCAAUUACUGUUAUUAACUGUUCGGGAAAAACUUUGUAACCUGAGCUUAUCUGAAUCACCUAUUGGAUCAGGAAAAAGUUUAUUGGAAUGUUGUGAACAUCUUCAUGCAUAUGAUCAAGCUAUUCAAUCUGUAGUUAAAUAUGGAUCGCCAUCUGGAUUUGGAGAAUUUCAUGCUGUUCUUUUAAAUCACCAUCAAGGACAAUUAGUAUUUCAUGCAGCAACUUAUUUGCUCAAAAAAGCUAAAAAAGAUCAACUUAAUUGGAUAGAAGCAAAAAAACUUUCUGCACCUUUGAUGCUUUUAGCUUGGCAAACAAUUCCUGCAGACACAAAAGUUAAUUGGUUAACACAUGCUCCAGAUAAACAACGAAAUGCAUUACAUCGCUGGUAUAUAGAAGGCUCAUACAGGUGUUCUCAGGCAGGCCAUUACUUACAAGCUGUAUCUCAAGACAAGAGUCAAGUUCUGUUAGAUCAAAUUUCUCAACUGUGUUCAGGCUCUCACUGGAAAGAUAAAUUAUAUGAGAAAAUUUUUACAGCACCAGAUCAUUUGAAUAAAAUAAAGCAAUCAUUUCUAGCUUCAAAUGCUUUUAAACUGCCUAUUUUGAAGCUACCUAGGAAAAAAGAAAUACAAACAUAUGAUGAUGAUGCACAAAGAGAACAUCCUAAUUCUCUUCAUCAUUUUGUUUGGAUCCUUCUUAAUUACAAAAACUAUCCAGAUUUUAAAUUCACCUUGUUUGAUAUGCUAACUCAAUCUAUGACUAGCUGUGGACCUGAGACAUUAAAUAAACUAGAUGUUAUGGCUUUCCUUUAUAGUACAACUUUAACAACUCAAAAACAAAGGGAUAAUAAGAUGAAUUAUAGAUCAACAGAAAAACUCAUGCUUCCUGCUAAUAUUACUGAUUUACUAUGUACUCUUCCUCAAAUGAAAUGGUGGGACUGUGCUUAUAAGUUAAGCCAAAAUGAAUUAGGUGUUGAAUACACAGAUAUCCGUUCAACAUUAAGUCGAGGCAUAGAAGUUGUGCGUUGCAUUGAUAAUCAUGGCUUGGAUCCUGAACUUUUAACAAUUUUGGGUCGAAUUUUUAGUGAACAAGCUAAAACUGCAACAUCAGUUGAAGAAAAAACAAAUUUCGAACUAAGAGCUUGUCUUUAUUAUUCAUCUGCUAUUCCACUUCUUGAAAAGUUAAAGAAUAAAGUAGUUUUCAAAGUAGCUGAAAAAAGAAUGUUUGACUAUAUACAUGAUGAAAUUGAAACAAAGGAAUUGAACAACUUAUUAGAAGAAAGUAAGCUCUAUGUAGCACUGAAUUACUUAAAUGAUGGUGAGUAUGAAAAGGUGAUAAAUAUUCUGUCAUGCUUGAAAUCGCCUCAAGCUUUGUAUCAUCUGAGUGACACAUAUAAAAGAGCUGCCAUGGAUGAAAAGAAAAUAUCAAAAACAAAAGAAAACGAAACUAAGUUUAUAAUACUAUUAGAAAAAGCAAAAAAAUAUGCUUAUAAAGCCUUAGAUGAAUUAAAAGAAAUAGAAAUGUACAAGAACAAAUCAUUGUACUCUGAUAUACAGGCUCUCAUAGAAGAAAUAGAAUUACAUUUAAAUAAAAUUGAUCCUGAUCUUUCCCCAAGUGCUCAAAAUUAUGCUUCAUCUGAUGAAAAUAUGAGUGAUCUUGGCUUAAUGCGCUCUAAACACACCAUCUAUCGUAAUGUUAGUUCAACACCUAAACAACUGUCACGACAAAAUUUGAACUAUAAUACAACUGCAUACCGCACUGCUACUGAUACUCAUAUUCUUGACAGUACUCAAAUGGACUCAAUAUAUUUAGAAAGAAUAGAAAAACAAAUUAAACACUUACAAAAGCGAGAUGCUUCUUUCAGCGAAUUUAAAGAACAAACGAAAGAUUGGUUUGAAGAAAAUCGAAAAUUGGGAAGUCAAAUUAUAAGCACCAUCAAUUCUAACAUUGAAAGCACUAAAGAACAGUUUAAACUUCUUAAAAUAUCUUUAGAUCAAGUUAAGGAACAAAUAGAUGAAUAUAGAAUGGAAUGCAAGGAUGUUCUGGAAUUAAAGAAACAGAUUACUGAAUUGAAAAAAGAAGUAAAUAAACUAAAAAAAUCUUCAUCUGAACAAACAUUAGAUGAAAAUGACUUGUACAUGGGUGAAGAGUACAGGUCUAAUGACAAUACAUUUGGAACACAACUACCAUUCCCUACACCACAAGUAAUGCCACCAUUUGCGCAACGUCUAAUGCCACCUUUCUCUGUACCGUCAAAUCCAUAUCAGUUGUAUGGGCAAAACUUUUAUAACCUCUACAACCAAUAUUCUCAAUUUGCUCAGCCGACAGCUGUCCCUGGGGCACCUCCUAUUUUUGACCCAUCAAGGGCUCCUGUAAACUACCCAGGAGUGUACCCUACACCAGAUCAAAUGUAUCUUGAUCAAUCGCAUCUUGUACCUACGUCAGUACCAGCAGUCCCAACAGUUCCAACUGUACCUGUACCUACAAUAUCUACUGCUCCAGCACCUGCUGCUAUUCCUACAUCUAAAUCAGUUGUUAAAGUUAAAGAAACAUCAAAAUCGCUACCAGUUAAUGUUGUAAUUACAUCUUCAGACCCAUUGCCGACAUGUACCACUACUCCAGUGCCAGUAUUAAGUGUAACAAUACCUCAAAAACACAUCAAACCCAGUCCUCAUAAUUAUCAAAUCCCAAUGCCUGUUACAACUGAGAAUAAAGUGACACCUCCUGUUUUUAGUUUUCCUUCUUCAAACAAAUCGCUUACAUCUACUACUUCAAACUCUUCGACAUGGAAUGCAAAGUCAAUAUUUAUGAAAGCUCAACAACCAAGCACAUUAUCCACAUUAGGCACUAAUCUAUUAAAAAAUAAUGAUGAUUCUAAAAAUGUUGUUGAUGGUGUAUUCCCAGGGUCUUCACCAAAUACAAGUCUUAAUAAAUCUAGAACUCUUUCUGAAAGAAGUAAUACUUCUAUAGAAAAUUAUGAUCCUUGCCCUGAUUUUAAACCUAUUAUACCAUUACCAGCUGAAGUUAAAGUGACAACUGGUGAAGAGGAUGAAGUUGCUAUAUUUAGUUCCAGAGCUAAGUUAUUCCGAUUUGUUGAUAAACAAUGGAAAGAAAGAGGGAUUGGUGAUAUGAAGUUGUUGAAACACAAGGUAACAGGAAAAGUCAGGGUGCUAAUGCGUAGAGAACAAGUACACAAAAUUUGUGCGAAUCAUAUUAUAUUACCGGAAAUGGAGAUAAAUCCUAUGAAAAAUGAAAGUAAAGCCUAUUUUUGGGUUGCUAACGAUUUUGCUGAGGAAACUGUUAUUCUAGAAAAGUUCUGUAUUAGAUUUAAAACUGCUGAUAUAGCCAAAGAGUUUUAUGAAGCUUUUGAAAAAGCCCGCAAGGAAGCUAGUCAAAAUUUGGCUUCCAUACAAACUAACAAAACUGCAAAUGAAAAGGAGGAUAAUAAUAAAAUUAGUACACCUGUUAUAGACAAUGUAUUAGACACUCAAAGUCAAAAAACUGUUGUUGGUGGGUUUACAUUUACUAGCAAACCUUCAUUCAAGCUAGCCACUUCAAACAGUAACAAUGAUACCAAGAUUAUUCCUCAGGUUCCUGUUAGUAAAGUCAAUGUAUUUAGUGGCUUAACCUUUAAAACAGCUACUUCUUCACCAUUUAGUAACUUGUUGAAUGUCACUACAAAUGUAAAUAAUACCAUAAGAACACCUGAAAAGGUCCCAGAAUCUAGCAAAUUGAAUUCUUCCGAUACGGUUGAUGAAUUUGUUCCAACUGCUGAAUUUAAACCAGUUGUACCGCUACCAGCGCUCAUAGAACAAAGGACUGGAGAAGAAGAUGAAAUAAUUUUAUACGAACAUAGAGCAAAACUAUUACGAUUUAAUGCUGCUAAUAAAGAAUGGAAAGAAAGAGGACUUGGAAAUAUGAAAUUGCUAGUUCAUAAAGACAAUAAUCAAAAACUUCGAUUACUUAUGAGAAGAGAACAAAUCAUGAAGGUAUGUUGCAAUCAUACUGUCACAAAAGAAAUGACAUUCCAAAAAAUGCCGAACAUGGAUAAAGCAGUCACAUGGUGUGCUCAAGAUUUUUCAGAAGGUGCAUUAGUUGCUGAAACAUUUUGUUUACGCUUUAAAACAGUACAAGCUUGUAAUGAUUUUAUGGAGGCCGUUAAAACUGCGCUAUCUAAAAUAGGAGAUGAUACCAAAGCUGCAAAGGAAGAACAAAAUGCCGCUAAACAAAAUAAUCAAACGGGCUUUGGAGACAAAUUUAAGCUUAAGCCUGGUUCUUGGUAUUGUCAGACUUGUUAUACUAAUAAUUUGGAGACUUUUACAAAAUGUGCUUGUUGUGAAACAGAAAAACCCCAAGAUGAUGGCCCAAAAACUAACGAUACUGAUAUAAGUAGUACUUCAUCUGACUGGGGUUCUAAAUUUAAACCUAAACCUGGUUCUUGGGAAUGUAAAGAGUGCUAUAUUAGAAAUGAAGCAAAUGUUGAAGUCUGUAACGCCUGUAAUAGUCCUAGAGAUCCAAAUGCUAAAAAGACUGAAACUAAGUCAGCGUCAGAAAAUGCGCCGAAAUUUAAUUUUGGCAUUCCAUCGACAGGAAUUAUUGGUGAUAGUGAAAAAAAAACAUCAGAUUCCAAAUUUACUUUUGGUAUUCCUCAAAGUAUCAAUAUUAGUUCCACAGAGCCAGUUGUUUCUUCUUCAUUAUUUAACACAAAUGUUUCUCAGAAGUUCAGUUUUGGAAUUCCUCAAAAUAAGUCAGUGAAGUUUGGUGCUUCUAUACCUACAGUAUUAAGCACAAACACGACUAUUGCAAAACCUACAGAUAACGAUGCGCCUUUAAAUUUUGUGGUAAAGAAGAAGGAUGAAGAAAGCACUACAGCGACGCCAGUGAAACCAGCUUUAUUACCUACUCCUAAAGUUAAUGUUACACCAUUUGGAAAUGAAAGUGGAACUUUUGAGUUUUCAUUUAAACCCAAAACUCCAAGCAAGGGCAAGAGUCCAAUAAAAUCACCAAAAGAUAAAAAAGGCGAUGAAAGUGAUGACAAUGAGUAUGCGUCUGAAGAUGAGGGACAUCAUAUUCAUUUUAGCCCAGUUAUUCCUAUGCCAGACAAGAUUGAAGUUGUUACUGGAGAAGAGAAUGAAGAUGAACUUUAUAAUCACAGGGCUCGAUUAUUUAGAUUUUCAAAUGGUGAAUGGAAAGAACGUGGCACUGGAGUUGUCAAAAUAUUGAAACAUAAAGAAACUGGAAAAAUAAGGGUUGUGAUGAGAAGAGAACAAGUUCUUAAAAUAUGUCUUAAUCACGCUUUGGUUCCUGACAAUAUGUAUAAACCCAAAGAUGAAAGAACAUGGUUCUUUGUUGCAAAUGAUUUUAGUGAAGGAGAAGUAUUGCUUCAACAGUUUUGUAUCAGAUUUGCUAAUAAAGAAAUUGCUAUGCAAUUUAAAGAUGCGAUAGAUAAAGCGCUACAAGAAAAGUUUGGUAUUGUGAGUAAUCAAACAAACGAUAGUCAGGAAUCAGACUCAGAAGAUGUUAUAUUUAUUACGGAAAUUCAAGCUACAAGUGAAGAAAAGGAAAAAGCAAAAGAACUUAUGCUUCCUGAAAACUUCUAUACAUAUAAAAAUAAAGAACCAUGUCAUGGCUGCCGGGGAUGCAAUGAUGAUGAUGUAAAACCUGAAUCUGAACAGAAUGAUACUGGAACUCAAGCUUUAAAACCAUUACCCAAACCAGAUUCAAUGACAACACCACUCAAAACCUCAAUCUUUAACUUUCAAAGUCCUAAUAAUUCUCUGUAUGGUACUCCUAGUAAUCUCAACAAUACAGUAGAUACUACCAUAUUCCGUACACCAUUGAGUACAAAUGGAUCAAACACGAACGGUUCAUCAAACACUUCAACAAAUUCAAGUAUUGUUGGAAAUGAUUCAACAGAUAAAGAAAAUACGUUAACUCAAAGCUCACCAAAUCCCAUUAAACCAGUACCUUUUGGUAGUGGUGGUAGUGGUGGUCAAUUAUCUAGUUUGUCUUCUAUUUUAGCAGCACCUAAGUUAAAUACCGUAAAUUCACCAGUAAACAGUAAUGGGUCAUCUGCGCCUAAAUCAGUAUUUGGAUCAACUGAGCCAAAAUCAGUCUUUGGCGAAAACAAAUCUGUUUUUGGUGAAUCAAAACCUCUGUUUAGUCAAUCUUCUGGUAAACCUAUACUAGGAUUUAAUGUUCAACCCAAUGAAACAGAUACACACUCAACUGAAGUCAAAUCAAUAUUUUCCCCAGAUGUCAAACCGUCUGUUAAUUUGUUUAGUGGUACUUCCGGGGGCAAUAUUUUUGGCCCUGCAGCCUUAAAGAUAUCACAAUCUACAGGAAUAUUUGGGCCUUCUGGAACAUUUAAAUUUGGAACGACACCAGCAAAUCAAGAUACUUCAAAAUCCAUAUUUGGACAAGCUAGCGAUAAAAAUGCAGAUUUAAAUAUUAAAUCUGAUAUAACUUCUAAUAAGACAGAUUCGGAUUCUAGUGAAAAGUUUGUGUUUGGAAAAUUAGCACAGCCUCAGGAAAGUGUCAAAACAUGGCUUGGAACAGUAAGCAGUGAUAUGCCUACGACUUUCGAGACCAAAAAUAAUGCAGAUAUUAGAAUCAAUGAAGAAAAGAAAACAUUACCAGCAGCAAGUGCCGAACUUGAAAAAAAACCUCUGUUUGGGUCAGAUAAUGCACUUACUUUUGAAGCUUUGUCUUCAACUGUUCCUGGAUUUGGUACUCAAAAAAAAAAUGAUUUCCAAUGGGAAGGUGCAGGCCAACAACUGUUCACAACUUCAUCUAAUAGAGAAAGUGCAGAUAAAUCUAAAGACGGGGCAGAUGAUUCUGGUGCAGGAGUUACUGUGGAAGACGAAUAUGAUCCUCAUUACGAACCGAUUGUGCCCCUUCCUGAUAAAAUAAUUGUUACAACCGGGGAAGAGGAUGAGGAAAAACUAUUUGGUGAACGCUGCAAGUUGUAUCGCUUCGACGAAAAAACUCGUGAAUGGAAAGAACGAGGAGUUGGUGAAAUGAAAAUUUUGUACCAUCCCGAACGUAACAGUUAUAGAUUACUUCUUCGAAGAGAACAGGUGCAUAAAGCGGUGUUGAAUAUGCUCCUAUUUAUGGACUUAGAACUAUUACCAAUGAAAAAUUCGGACCGCGCAUGGACUUGGGCGGGGCGCAACUACGCGGAGAUCGCCGGGGAACAAGAAACUUUGGCUGUCCGCUUCAAGUCGGUCGAUUUGGCCACCGCCUUCCGCAAUAAAGUCAUGGAGUGUGUCAGGAAACUACAAGUGGCUGCAGCAGAGGCUAUUAGGAAAGAAAAAGAGGCUAAAGAGACACAGUUCGAGAGCAUUGCACCAUUGCGGCUACCCAAACAUUUAGGGGAAUCUGCUCGCGCCGAGGCAUCGUUCCAGCCUUCGACGGCGAAAGAGCCUUCAUCAGUUGUAGAAGAACCAGAAAAUAAUCAAAAUGGCUUACAAAAGUCCCAAAACAGUGAUGAAUCUAAACAGGUCCACUUCGAAGAGCCGGAAGAAGACCAUGGCGACUAUGAGGAAGUAGAUUACGAACAUGAUUAUGACCACAACGAAGAUUCCGACGGAUAUUACAAUGAGGAGGAUGAGGAGUCGUCAGUGUAUUACCCUUGUAAGGCUAUCAUAAAGCAGGGCGACACCGAAACCGUCUGUGAUAUGACGCACGUACACGUCUCCUUCGACCAAGAGAUCGACUCGCCCAAGAUUCUCGUCACUGACUCCAACACCGGCGAGAUUCUCGCCGAUAUGCUUAUACACACAGAUACUGAGUUCCAGCUUUCUGAUGACACAUGCUCCUGGUCGGGAAUGGAUUAUACAACAAACGUUACAGUAGAAAAGACUUUGACGAUAACAUUUCCUGAUAGCCACACCGCUAUGGAGUUCUAUGACAGUUGCGAGACCAGCAAGGCCGCGACGUUUGCGUCGACGGACCCAGAAUCG